UCCUAAAUAUUAUCUCAGCACCUAAACAAUAUAAAAAUUUUUGAUGAGACAACUGGCCUUCUUCCUUCGACAUUUCAGUGUGUGUUUUACACUUAGAACAUAGUUAAUUAGCACUCGCUACGUUUCAAGCGCUCCGUUGCCACAUGCCGGUUAGGGUUUACCACUUGGUUCACGGCAGCAGUGGAGCAGAAGCUCAGGCCCACCCCGGACACUAUAGACGACGCACUUCUGCCGGACGGAACACCUCGGACCGAAAUUGCGGCGGAACGGAAGUUGCGUGUAUGCGCGCGCAGCCGCAGACGGACGAGCCGGGAGCUUGCUAGUCGAGAGGACUACCCACGGCUGGACGCUGGAUUGUAGGGCUACGGAAGCUCCGCUGCUUAUUCGUUUGUGACCUUGGACGAGUCACCUCUCUUCCCCUUGAACCUUAGCUUUGUCACCUGUGAAAAAGUGGAUGAUAGAACCUGCCUCACAGUUGCUCUGAGGAUCAAAUACGGUGAUCUGUGAAAAGCGCCUAGCACCGCCUACCACGUUGUAAUCACCCACUAAAACCAUCAGAAACUUUUUCCAAUGAGUUGUCUGUUCACAUCAAAUGACCAAAAUACUGGAGCUUCAUCUUCAGCUUUAUGUUAAUUCAGACCUUUAUUUGGAUCCCCACCCUUCUGCUUACUGGCUGUGGGAGCUUAGACCGUGGGCUCCUUUAGUGCCAUGCAUCCUUUACAGUGUGCUCUCCGAGCCCAGAGGUGUCUGCGGCGGGGGCCCUUGGCCUCUGUGUCCUGGCUCCUGCUCAGGACCUGCAGGGCACACAGCAGUGUCCCCAACUCUGCAUGUCCCAGUCCAGAGAGGCCGCAGGGGGAUGGAGUUGGGAAGGAUUUCAGCUCCAGGCUGGCCACUGGACCGACUUUUCAGGAUUUUUUAAGAAGUGCUUCAGUUCCUCCAGAGAAACCGUCUUCCUCAGAAGUGGAGGACCCACCCCCGUAUCUCACAGCGGAUGAACUUUUAGGAAGGCAGAGAAGAGUCUACCUUGAGACUUAUGGCUGCCAGAUGAACGUGAAUGACACAGAGAUAGCCUGGUCCAUCUUACAGAAGAGUGGCUACCUGCGGACCAAUAGCCUUCAGGAGGCUGAUGUGAUUCUCCUUGUCACAUGUUCUAUCAGGGAGAAGGCUGAACAGACCAUCUGGAAUCGUUUACAUCAACUCAAAUCCCUGAAGUCCAAACGGCUCCGCUCCCGAGUGCCUCUGAGGAUUGGGAUUCUAGGUUGCAUGGCUGAGAGACUGAAGGAGGAGAUCCUCAACAGGGAGAAAAUGGUGGAUAUUUUGGCUGGCCCAGAUGCCUAUAGGGACCUUCCUCGAUUGCUGGCUGUUGCUGAGUCAGGCCAGCAAGCUGCCAAUGUGCUGCUGUCUCUGGAUGAGACCUAUGCUGACGUCAUGCCAGUCCAGACGAGCCCCAGUGCUACCUCUGCCUUCGUGUCUAUCAUGCGAGGCUGUGACAACAUGUGCAGCUACUGCAUUGUUCCUUUCACACGUGGCCGGGAGAGGAGUCGGCCUAUUGCCUCCAUUCUGGAGGAAGUGAGGAAGCUUUCUGAGCAGGGGCUGAAAGAAGUGACACUCCUUGGUCAGAAUGUUAAUAGUUUUCGGGACAAUUCAGAGGUCCAGUUCAACAGUGCAGUGUCCACCAACCUCAGUCGUGGCUUUUCCACCAACUAUAAAGCCAAGCAAGGAGGCCUUCGCUUUGCUCACCUUCUGGAUCAGGUGUCCAGAAUAGAUCCUGAAAUGAGGAUUCGUUUCACCUCUCCACACCCUAAAGACUUUCCUGAUGAGGUUCUGCAACUGAUUCAUGAGAGGGACAACAUCUGUAAACAGAUCCACCUACCAGCCCAGAGUGGAAGCAGCCGUGUAUUGGAGGCCAUGCGGAGGGGGUAUUCAAGAGAAGCUUAUGUGGAAUUAAUUCAGCAUAUCAGAGAGUCUAUCCCAGGUGUGAGCCUCAGCAGUGAUUUCAUUGCUGGCUUUUGUGGUGAGACGGAGGAAGAUCACCUUCAGACAGUGUCUUUGCUUCGGGAAGUUCAGUACAACAUAGGCUUCCUCUUUGCCUAUAGCAUGAGACAGAAGACACGAGCAUAUCACAGGCUGAAGGAUGAUAUUCCGGAAGAGGUAAAAUUAAGGCGUUUGGAGGAACUUAUCACUGUCUUCCGAGAAGAAGCAACAAAAGCCAACAAAUCCUUUGUGGGUUGUACCCAACUGGUGCUGGUGGAGGGGCCCAGUAAACGCUCUGCUACUGACCUGUGUGGCCGGAAUGAUGGAAACCUUAAGGUGAUAUUUCCUGAUGUAGAGGUGGAGGAUGUCACCGACUCUGGGCUCAGGGUCCGAGCUCAGCCUGGGGACUAUGUGCUGGUGAAGGAGAUGCGGCAGCCUUUGAGUUCUGCUAAUCCAGGAUCCAUGGGAGGUGUUUCACGCAGAUGUGGUUUAUCGGGCUGGACACAAGGAUGUAGUUGUUCUCAAGCUCUCAGUGAUUUGACCUGCUGAUUCUUGAAGGGUAGGGCCCUUUCAAGCCUGGCUGAGACUUAGCCCCACAGGAGGCUGGGUAAGUGCCAGCCCUUGAUGGCUUCUAUGUGAAGAUGUCACAAUGAACCAGGUCAAGUUGGGGGCAUCCUGUUUCCCAUUGUCUCUCUCUCUCUAAAUUCAUUUUGGUAUGAGUUAUUUUUUCUGGGGUUUUCAUUUAUGACACUGGAUUUAGUGUUUUUUAGACCCCAGUUCUGAUGCUAAUGCUGUAACCUCCCUGUUUUCUCUACUGGAUCCUAGGAGUCAGGUACUAGAGGAGAGAAGAGGGGUAGAAUGACUGUAAGGCAGGACUAUAUGGGCAAACGUUACCUUUGAUUCUUGGUAUGUUGUCUUUUCCUUGCUACUCUGUUAUAAACAUUUCCAGGGAUUUCCCUGGUGGUCCAGUGUUAAGAAUCCACCUUCCAAUGGUCAGAAAACUGAGAUGCCUUGGGACAACUAAGCCUGUGUGCUGCAACUUCUGAGCCUCUGCAUUGCAA
Messenger RNA from Cervus elaphus (red deer), 3035 nucleotides. It is a transcript of the gene CDK5RAP1, whose product is annotated as CDK5 regulatory subunit associated protein 1. The transcript has 16 exons. Gene Ontology annotation, cellular component: cytosol; mitochondrion. Bases 709 to 2523 code for a protein of 604 amino acids. The record is from RefSeq and is a predicted model, not a curated record. Gene Ontology annotation, molecular function: 4 iron, 4 sulfur cluster binding; tRNA-2-methylthio-N(6)-dimethylallyladenosine(37) synthase activity. NCBI's taxonomy places the organism in Eukaryota, Metazoa, Chordata, Mammalia, Artiodactyla, Cervidae. Gene Ontology annotation, biological process: tRNA modification; negative regulation of cyclin-dependent protein serine/threonine kinase activity.